Plutella xylostella (diamondback moth) is the source of this 1843-nucleotide messenger RNA. It is a transcript of the gene Alg2, whose product is annotated as alpha-1,3/1,6-mannosyltransferase Alg2. The record is from RefSeq and is a predicted model, not a curated record. Gene Ontology annotation, cellular component: endomembrane system. NCBI's taxonomy places the organism in Eukaryota, Metazoa, Arthropoda, Insecta, Lepidoptera, Plutellidae. Gene Ontology annotation, molecular function: GDP-Man:Man(1)GlcNAc(2)-PP-Dol alpha-1,3-mannosyltransferase activity. Gene Ontology annotation, biological process: dolichol-linked oligosaccharide biosynthetic process.
AACACAGAGUACUAGAAAUAAAAACUUUCCUUCCUUGCUAAUCUCUUUCUUGCAUUUAGAUUUAUUUUUACCGUUCAUGAGUGAUUUGUGGUUUAAAGUUAAGUGUAAUCCUUAGCAUUAGUUCACCAACAAUGGUGAAAAUCAUUUUCCUCCACCCAGACUUGGGUAUCGGGGGCGCAGAGCGGCUUGUUUUGGACGCCGCAUUGGCCUUCAAAUCUAGGGGACACGAAGUGGCGUUCUACACCAAUCACCACGACCCAACUCACUGCUUCGCCGAGACUAGAGAUGGCACGUUCCCGGUGACCGUGGUCGGGGACUGGAUCCCGCGGUCCAUCUUCGGUCGCUUCCGGGCGGCGUGCGCGUACGCCCGCAUGGUGUACGCAGCCGCAUACCUCGCCUGGUCCGUCAUCCCCGUCGAGGAGCCCAUGCUCAUAUUCUGCGACCUCAUCUCUCUCUGCAUCCCCUUCCUAAAACUAGCCAGAGGACAUUUCCGAGUGGUAUUCUACUGCCACCAUCCAGACAAACUGCUGUCACCUGACGGUGGAACACUGAAGAAACUUUACAGAGCACCCUUGAACUGGCUGGAAGAACUAACAACAGCGCAGGCUGACAAAGUUCUAGUCAACAGCAAGUAUACAGCACGGGUGUAUCAGGAUGCAUUCCAAAGGAUUAAAGACAUUCCAGAUAUUUGCUAUCCGUCAAUAAAUACAGAGUUCUUUAAUUCUACAACUCCUCCUCCUUUGAAGGAGAUAGUGCCUGUUGGUACGGACAAGUUCAUAUUCCUGUCAAUAAACAGGUAUGAGAGGAAGAAGAAUUUGCAGCUGGCUUUAAGAGCUCUGGAGCAUUUGAAGCAUUUGUUGAGUGAGUCGGACUGGCACCGUGUGCACCUCAUCAUGGCCGGCGGGUUCGACCCUAUCAACUUGGAGAACAUGGAGCAUUACAUGGAACUGACUGACCUCGCUGCAGAACUGGAUAUUGAAGAUAAAGUUACUUUUAUGAAGUCACCAAAAGAUGUAGAGAAAGUUUCUCUGUUGUAUAACUGCAAGGCCCUGGUGUAUACUCCUUCUAAUGAGCAUUUUGGCAUUGUGCCACUGGAAGCUAUGUAUUACAGCAAGCCUGUGAUAGCCGUCAACAGCGGUGGUCCUACUGAGACAAUAGUUAAUGAAGUGACAGGCUUCCUCUGUGAUCCUAGCAGUGAAGCUUUUGCUAAUGCCAUGAAGAAGUUAGUUUUAAGCAAAGAAUUAGGAGAAAGAUUAGGUGAAGCCGGCAGGAAGAGGUUUGAGACUAAAUUCUCCUUUGAUGCUUUCACAGAGCAGCUAGAUGGGAUCCUCACUCGUGAACGCCAGUUUAUAUCUGAGGCCCGGGCAAUAGGCUAUGAGAACAAGAAAGCUAAAUAACAUGAAGCCAGCACUCCAACAAUAUUUGAUAUUGUUUGAGUGUUCCUAAUACUUACCAAAGUUCUUGACUUAAAUAUUUUUUUAUUGAAUUGUUGCUUUGAAAUCACAAAGUAUCUCACUUGAAACAUAAGCAAGUAGCUUAGUACUUACAUAUAACUACAUUUAAACUUUUGCAUUUUUGUUUGUUGUUUAGUCUAUUAGUGCACAUUGAUUGAUAAUACUUCUUCCUAGUUGUAUUAGAGAAAUAGCUUAUUUAUUAGCUCUAUGUAUUUUGGAUAACUAAUGCCAUGUUGUAGCUUUUUGACUGUAAAAGAGAUUACAUUAUUGUUAUCAAUCGUGUAAAUAUGUAAAAAAUGCUAAUAGGUACCUACUACCUAACAUAAAUGUAUGUAUAAUUAUAACUAAUGUAAAAAGGGGUUAAUUAAUAAAGCUGUUGUAACAGAAAA